Molecule: messenger RNA, 1533 nt
Organism: Miscanthus lutarioriparius
Lineage: Eukaryota; Viridiplantae; Streptophyta; Magnoliopsida; Poales; Poaceae
Source: the annotation of a GenBank genome assembly
AUGGAGGAGAGGGUAUUGUCGGAGGCAGGCGCGAGGGGCGAGGACGACUUCAGGAGCUGCUGCGGGGACGAGGAAGAGUGGGAGGACACCGAGGAGUCGUUCACGGCCGGCGUCGCAAAGGGGGAGCUCGACGAGGCCUCGGUGCGCCUCUUCUUCAAGGGCGUGUCGAGCCCCGAGGCGGAGGGGAAGAAGCUGUCUGGGAUCGGGGUCGUGAUGGAGAGGUCCCCUGGUGUGCCUGUUCUCAAGGUGCAGAAGAAACUGGAUUUCUAUGUCGAGGAGCUGGUGGCUGAGCACCUGGCGCUCAUGGAUGGGCUGCUAGUCGCCCUACAGAAUGGGAUCAGGAAGAUCUUUGCCUUCACCAAUUCAGAGAAGCUCUACUUUCAGAUAGCAGAAGCUGAAAUUCUUGAAGACCAGCUUUUGGUAGCUUUAGGACACAGGAUUCUUGAACUGGUGGAUAAGUUGGAAGACUUUGAUUUGAUAUUGCUUCCUAGCUUUGAACUUGAGAGGCCCUUGCAGUUGGCCAAAGAAGCUAUAGGCAUCAGAUAUCUAUCUCCCUAUGAGGUUGCUACCUGCCCGAUUUGCCGUGAGGAGAAACUAGGUUCUCAGAUGAUCAAGGCAGGUUGUUCGCACACAUAUUGCUAUAAUUGCCUGACUGGGUAUGUUGAAGAGAAGCUGCUGACCUCAAAGCUUCCCAUAAGGUGCCCACAAUUAAGGUGUAAAUAUCUCAUUUCCGCUAGUGAGUGUAAAUCAUUCCUUCCAGUUAGCAGCUAUGAUUCCCUGGAGAGAGUAUUUGCAGAAGCUGGCACCUCAGAAAUGGAAAGAUUUUAUUGUCCCUUUCCAAAUUGUUCAGUGCUGUUAGACCUUAGUCAGCACUUCUCUAGGGCAAGUUCAUCAAGCCAGUCAGAACUCAGUUGUAUCGAGUGCCCGGAAUGCCAUAGAGAUAUAUGUAUCAACUGUGGAGUGCCAUGGCACAUCAUGAUGGGCUGUGAUGAGUACCAGAGCUUGCCUGCUGAGGAAAGAGAUGCUGGAGACUUAUCUUUGCAUCAGCUUGCACAAAACAAUAGGUGGAGGCGUUGUCAAAGGUGCCGACGUAUGAUUGAACUAACACUGGGCUGCUUCCAUAUGACUUGCUGGUGUGGGCACGAGUUCUGCUACUCCUGCGGUGCUGACUACGCUAGUGGUGUACAAACAUGCCAAUGCGUGUUCUGGGACGAUGAAGCCAUGGAGGCCUCCACCGCUGAGCGAUCCACCCAAGCAGCAUCUGAGAUAUGGGCAUGGGACACGUUUGACUGCAUGCCGACCGCCGUGGAAGGGUACUCGGAGCAGGAAAGGGCGCAGCUGGUGCUCAUCCAGAGGUUCCUCGCCGGGGGUUUUAGCCUGGGAGACAACCACAACCCCAACCCCUGCCAGUCGCCGCCGCGCUGCGCCGACUCGUACAUCGUCGACACCAUGAAGGACCUCCACCAGCUCCCGUGGCUCGAGCGGUUUGUGUCGGUGAUCAGCGACCCCUACAACGAUGACUACAUCCAAUGA